AUGGAGAGAAAUUGUGAUGAAUGGACUGCUACUGCAGUAGAUACACUCUCUCCAAGUCAAUCCCUUAGAAAUGGUGAAACUCUAGCUUCAGCUGAUGGGAGCUUUGAACUGGGAUUUUUCAGCCCUACAGUAAGUUCCACAAGUCGAUUUUUAGGAAUAUGGUACAAGAAAGUAUCUAAGCGAACGGUUGUAUGGGUGGCAAAUAGAGAAACUCCAAUUUCUGAUAAUAAAGGAGUCUUACUUUUCUCCAACCAUGGAAUUCUUUCGCUUCUGAAUAGCACAAAUAGCACUGUUUGGUCAUCAAAUACAUCAAAAACUGCACAAGAACCCGUUGUUCGUCUUCUCAACUCAGGAAAUCUUGUAGUAAAAGAUGGAAAAGACAACAACCCAGCUGACAAUCUAUGGCAGAGUUUUGAUUAUCCUUGUGAGACUCUGCUUUCAGGAAUGAAAAUCGGGAAGAACUUAGUGACAGGUUUUGAGUGGUUUCUGUCAUCCUGGAAAAGUACAGAUGAUCCUGCUCCAGGCCAAUACUUUGUACGUAUAAAUAUCAGUGGAUAUCCACAACUAGUAAUUGAGAAGGGAUCUAAAAUAGCGUACAGAACAGAUCGUGGAAUGGUCUUCGCUUUAUAG
This is a messenger RNA of Theobroma cacao (cacao), 630 nucleotides long. The record is from RefSeq and is a predicted model, not a curated record. NCBI's taxonomy places the organism in Eukaryota, Viridiplantae, Streptophyta, Magnoliopsida, Malvales, Malvaceae.